AUGCUUCUCCCCUUGGGGGCACUUUGGGUAGCGCCGUUGCCGAGGACCCCCAGAUUCUGCCCCCGUCCCCUGGCCCGGUGCUGUCCCCACGCAGUCGGUGGCGAUGGGACGGUGUCACCCCCCGGUGCCAUCCCAACCCUCUCCCCACCCCCAGAUCUUCAAGGCGCACCCGCUGCAGCGGAUGUACGACGUGCAGAACAUCGUGGACCCGUCGGUGCCCGAACCCAACACGGCGCUCCUGUCCCUCGUCCUGAUGGCCGGCACCUUCUUCCUCGCCCUCUUCCUCCGCAAAUUCAAGAACAGCGCGUUCCUGCCCGGCGUGGUCCGGCGUCUGAUCGGGGACUUCGGGGUGCCCAUCUCCAUCUUGAUCAUGGCCCUGGCUGACUUCUUCAUCAAGGACACCUACACGCAGAAACUGAACGUGCCCAGGGGCCUGGAGUUGACCAACAGCACCGCCCGGGACUGGUUCAUCCACCCCAUGGGCAGAACAGGCAACUUCCCCAUCUGGAUGAUGUUCGCCUCCGCGGUGCCCGCCCUCCUGGUCUUCAUCCUCAUCUUCCUCGAGACGCAGAUCACCACCCUCAUCGUCAGCAAGCCGGAGCGGAAGCUGGUGAAGGGCUCAGGGUUCCACCUGGACCUGCUGCUCAUCGUGGCCAUGGGCGGCGUGGCCACGCUCUUCGGCAUGCCCUGGUUGAGUGCCACCACCGUGCGCACCAUCACGCACGCCAACGCUCUCACCGUCAUGAGCAAGAGCUCGGCGUCGGGAGGGAAGCCCGAGAUCCAGGAGGUGAAGGAGCAGCGCAUCAGCGGGCUGCUGGUGGCCGUGCUGAUCGGCGUCUCCAUCCUGAUGGAGCCCAUCCUGAAGUACGUCCCGCUGGCCGUGCUCUUCGGCAUCUUCCUCUACAUGGGCGUCACCUCGCUCUUCGGCAUCCAGCUCUUCGACCGCAUCCUGCUGCUGCUGAUGCCCCCCAAGUACCACCCCAAGGAGCCGUACGUCACCCGGGUGAGGACGUGGAAGAUGCACAUCUUCACCCUCACGCAGAUCCUCAUGCUGGCGCUGCUGUGGGGGGUGAAGGUCAGCCCGGCCUCGCUGGCGCUGCCCUUCAUCCUCAUCCUCACCGUGCCGCUGCGGCGCUGCCUGCUGCCCCAGAUCUUCGACGAGAUCGAGCUCAAAUGCGUACGUACCCCAUCCCCAGCCAACCCCACCCCCACCUCUAUCCCCAUCCCUCUCCUCUCCACGUUCCCGUCCCCAUCCCUGUCCCCAUCCCAUCCCGUUCUCUCCCUGUCCCCAUUAUGACCGCCACCUCCAACCCCUCCCUGCCCGCGUCGCUGUCCCUGUCCCCAUCCUCAACCUUCAUUCCUGCCUCCAUCUCCAUCCCUAUCCCUGUUCCCGAUCUCUCACCACGCUCUCCCUGUCCCUGUCCCCAUCUGUCUCCAUCCCGUGCACAUUUCCAUCCUUAUCACCUUCCUGUCCCCAUAUGACUGCCAUCUCCAUCCACCCCGGUCCCCAUCCCUGUUCCUAUCCCCAUUCCAAUCCCCAUUCAUUCUCCUCCUAUCUCCAUCCCCAUCACUGCCCGUCCUCAUUCGUGACCCCUCAUUAUGUCCACCUCGUCCCCAUCCCUGUCCCAUCCCAUCUCCAUCUCCACCUCCAUCAUCUUCACCUCUAACUUCGCCCCCAUCUCCAUUAUCUCUAACUCCAUCUCAAUCUCCAUUUCCACCUCCAUCAUCUCUAUGUCCAUCAUCUCUAUCUCCAUCGUCUCCAACUCCAUCUCCA
Messenger RNA from Numida meleagris (helmeted guineafowl), 1774 nucleotides. Its product is annotated as band 3 anion transport protein-like. Gene Ontology annotation, cellular component: basolateral plasma membrane; plasma membrane. NCBI's taxonomy places the organism in Eukaryota, Metazoa, Chordata, Aves, Galliformes, Numididae. The transcript is spliced from 6 exons. The record is from RefSeq and is a predicted model, not a curated record. The coding region runs from base 104 to 1297 and encodes 397 amino acids. Gene Ontology annotation, molecular function: solute:inorganic anion antiporter activity; bicarbonate transmembrane transporter activity. Gene Ontology annotation, biological process: monoatomic anion transport; bicarbonate transport; transmembrane transport.